This is a messenger RNA of Psammomys obesus (fat sand rat), 1426 nucleotides long. RefSeq names its product ribosomal protein L4 (gene Rpl4). Bases 83 to 1351 code for a protein of 422 amino acids. Gene Ontology annotation, biological process: translation. Gene Ontology annotation, cellular component: ribosome; cytosolic large ribosomal subunit. The record is from RefSeq and is a predicted model, not a curated record. NCBI's taxonomy places the organism in Eukaryota, Metazoa, Chordata, Mammalia, Rodentia, Muridae. The transcript has 10 exons. Gene Ontology annotation, molecular function: RNA binding; structural constituent of ribosome.
UACAGAGUAGCAGUGAGAGGCAUUUCCUUUUCCUGUGGGAGCAGCCGGGUCGAGAGGAUCGUGGCCUUCUCCUCUCCCCGCCAUGGCUUGUGCCCGUCCCCUCAUAUCAGUGUACUCUGAAAAGGGGGAGUCAUCUGGCAAGAAUGUCAAAUUGCCAGCUGUGUUUAAAGCCCCUAUUCGACCGGAUAUUGUGAACUUUGUGCACACCAACCUGAGGAAAAACAACAGACAGCCCUAUGCCGUCAGUGAAUUGGCAGGUCACCAGACCAGUGCUGAGUCUUGGGGUACUGGCAGAGCUGUGGCUCGAAUUCCAAGAGUUCGAGGUGGUGGGACCCACCGUUCUGGCCAGGGUGCCUUUGGAAAUAUGUGUCGUGGGGGCCGCAUGUUUGCGCCAACCAAAACCUGGCGUCGUUGGCACCGCAGAGUGAACACAACCCAAAAGCGAUAUGCCAUCUGUUCUGCUCUGGCUGCCUCAGCCUUACCAGCUUUGGUGAUGUCUAAAGGUCAUCGAAUUGAGGAAGUUCCUGAGCUGCCUUUGGUGGUGGAAGAUAAGGUUGAGGGUUACAAGAAGACCAAGGAGGCUGUUCAGUUGCUUAAGAAACUUAAAGCCUGGAAUGACAUCAAAAAGGUCUAUGCUUCUCAGAGGAUGAGAGCUGGCAAGGGCAAAAUGAGAAACCGACGGCGCAUCCAGCGCAGGGGGCCGUGCAUCAUCUAUAAUGAAGACAGUGGAAUCAUCAAGGCCUUCAGGAACAUCCCUGGUAUUACUCUGCUUAAUGUAAGCAAGUUGAACAUUUUGAAACUUGCUCCUGGUGGGCAUGUGGGACGUUUCUGCAUUUGGACUGAAAGUGCUUUCCGGAAGUUAGACGAAUUAUAUGGCACUUGGCGUAAGGCUGCUACCCUCAAGAGUAACUAUAACCUUCCCAUGCACAAGAUGAUGAACACAGACCUUAGCAGAAUCUUGAAAAGCCCGGAAAUCCAAAGAGCCCUCCGAGCACCACGCAAGAAGAUUCAGCGUAGAGUCUUGAAGAAGAAUCCACUGAAGAACCUGAGAAUCAUGUUGAAGCUGAACCCUUAUGCAAAGACUAUGCGCAGGAAUACCAUUCUUCGCCAGGCCAGAAAUCACAAACUUCGCGUGAAGAAACUGGAAGCAGCAGCAGCAGCACUGGCAGCCAAGUCAGAGAAGGUUGUGGCAGAGAAGGGGGCUGCAGGCAAGAAAGAAAAGAAGCCUGUAGAUGUCAAGAAGAUGAAGAAGCCUUCAGGAAAGAAGGCUGCCCCAGUCAAGAAGCCAGCAGCUGAGAAGAAGCCAGCAGAGAAGAAACCUACUGCAGAAGAAAAAAAGCCUGCUGCAUAAACUAUUAAAAUUUGUAUCAUUCCAUAGAACAAAUAGAGACAGGUCUAUUUGAAUAAAAACCUAAUCAAAGAUGCA